AUGACCGAACAACCUAAUUAUGAAGAAGAUUUGCUAGCGGAUCUCCAAAGUGGCUCUGAAGAUGAGCUAGAUUUGAAGGAAACCGAGGAGUCUGUUUCUGAUGUCCCACAAACUGCAUUUAAUGGAGAGAACUGGCAGGACCUACUACAUGCUUCUCAUCUACACAAUGUGGGGCAUAAACUAGAACAACUAGAUGUGGCGAAAGUCAAAGAUCCGGAUGAGUUAAGCUCAGUGAGAAGAUUGAUUCCGCAAAUACGAGAACAGUUGAUAACAUAUUCCAAUGAACAUGAGACCGACUACAUGGAGUUGUUAGCCUCGGUAAACGACGAAAAUCAGAGUGAGGAAUUCAAGUUUCUAAUGUCACUUAGUGAGUUGCCUACUCUCAUUCACGAUGAAAUCAGCUUUCUUCAUAGAUUUGUCAGAACGCAAUAUAAAGUGGUCUUUGGCGAGCUUGAGUCGCUUGUGCCCAGUCCUGUGGACUAUUGUCGUGUGGUACUUCUAGUGGGGCAGGAACUUUCAGAUAUCCGGAGCAAAGAGCCGGAGCUCCAAAAAAUUGUCUCGAACGCUAAGGUUUUAGCUAUCUCGAUGGCUGCGUUGGAAAACUUCACGCGCCUGUUUUCUUUGAAUGAUGCUGAUAUGCUCUUCAUCCAGAAAGCAUGUAAAAUUGCAAUUGAGCUCAACGAGUUUAUCAAAGAAGUCUCAGACUUUGUUUCAAGCAAGCUUUCAAAGUUUGCCCCCAAUGUCAACAACCUAGUUGGUGCUGUGGUCACCUCCCAACUAUUGAUCAGUGUUGGCUCACUACGACAAUUGGCUCUUACACCAUCGUGCAAUCUACCGUCUUUCGGUGUGAAAGACCUUCUGUCCCAGCUUCAAAGAAGAUCACAUUUCGUCAGAGCAACGGGCUACUUGUACUAUAGUGACUUGGUGGUGGGUCUCCCACCGGAAGUCAUAAACCAGGCACUCAGGAUUAUCAGUGGCAAGAUUAUUCUUGCUGCCCGUAUUGAUCUUUCAGGAUCCAAACCGGACGGUAGUUUAGGUUCUGCUUACCUUCAAGAAAUCAAGCAAAAGAUAGACAAGCUUCUAACUCCCCCUGACAGAACAGCUCCGAAGGCGUUGCCAGUGCCUAAAGAGCAAAAGUCAAAAAAGCGUGGCGGCCGAAGAUUUAGGAAGAUGAAGGAGAGAACCCAAAUGUCUGAGAUCCGAAAGGCUCAGAAUAGGAUGGAAUUUGGAAAGGAAGAGACAUCUGUCGUGGAUGCCUUUGGUGAAGAAGUCGGUCUCGGUCUAAGCAAACAAAUUGAUGGGGUGAGAGCAAACAGAAAUACUGAUGCUCGUUUGUCAAAGGCUAUGGUCAACCGACUUAACCAGCAAAAGGAAAGAUCCAAUGACUUAGACACGAUAGUAUUCGCUAGAGAUGAUGCGGAAGGCGAGAAAAAUGACAAGCCGAAGCACGAAAGAAGCUCUUGGUUCUCUGGAAUCAAGAGGAAUCGAUUUGCCGACUUGGAUCUGGAUGAGGAGGACACCAAAAGACAAAAAAGUUGA
Molecule: messenger RNA, 1539 nt
Organism: Candidozyma pseudohaemuli
Lineage: Eukaryota; Fungi; Ascomycota; Pichiomycetes; Serinales; Metschnikowiaceae
Product: U4/U6-U5 snRNP complex subunit
Exons: 1
Coding region: 1-1539 (512 amino acids)
Biological process (GO): mRNA splicing, via spliceosome; spliceosomal tri-snRNP complex assembly
Cellular component (GO): precatalytic spliceosome; U4/U6 x U5 tri-snRNP complex; U4 snRNP
Source: RefSeq, a predicted model, not a curated record